Molecule: messenger RNA, 933 nt
Organism: Oryzias melastigma (Indian medaka)
Lineage: Eukaryota; Metazoa; Chordata; Actinopteri; Beloniformes; Adrianichthyidae
Product: complement C1q subcomponent subunit C
Exons: 7
Coding region: 61-777 (238 amino acids)
Molecular function (GO): protein binding
Source: RefSeq, a predicted model, not a curated record
GAGCUUCUCCUGACCAGCUGUUCUCUGCUUCAGUCUGUCGCUUCGGGGAGGUUCUUCAUCAUGUUGAAGUUGUACUUCCUUGAGGUGGGAGCCCUGCUCUCAUUAAUCAUACCUCUGCUGGUUGACAUGGAGACAUGUCCAGCAACAGGGAUGCCCGGAAUGCCAGGGAUUCCUGGCCUUCCUGGGAGGGACGGCCGCGACGGGGAGAAAGGAGAAAAAGGAGAACCAGGGGGGCAGUUGGCUGGGUCCCUGAAGGGCCAGAAGGGGAACACGGGGCCAAAAGGAUCACCUGGUAAACGAGGUCAGAGUGGAGAACCGGGAAAACCGGGCCUUCAAGGUGAACCUGGAUUACCUGGAGAACCUGGAGAGCUUGGGACGGUUGGACUGGAGCAGCAGGCGGCCUUCAGUGUGGCCAGAAUGACCUCUGAACCUCCAGACAAAGGCGCUGUCAUUUUAUUUACCAAAGUCAUCACAGACAUCAACGGCGACUACGACACAGUGACGGGGCGCUUCAGGUGUCGAGUCCCGGGAACAUACUACUUUGUGUACCACGCCUCGUUGGAGAGGAAGCUGUGUGUGUUGAUGAAGCUGGACAACGUCAUCAUGACCACCUUCUGCGACUUUCGCCAAAACCUCAGACAGGUGACCUCGGGCGGCCUGUCAGUGUACCUGUCCAGAGGUCAGGAGGUUUGGCUGGAGACCAAAGAGUUUGUUGGGAUGACGUCGAAACCCAGCGGUUACAGCAUCUUCUCUGGAUUCCUGCUGCAUCCGCACUGACCCCCACAACGGAAAAGAAAAGAACAUCUUCUGUUGAUCCGUCUGCUUUUUUUAAAUUCUGUAUUUUCCAACAAAGUUUCAGUUUAAAGUUUGUCAAAUUAAAACAUUUAUAUUUUCAUAGCAGAUGAGAAAAUGCAAAUAAAGCUUUCUUGGUUA